AUGGAAGCCUCGCGAGAGGAGCGGCAGCAAAUGCGGCAACGUGGAGCUGCGACGCGGAAAGCAAGAGAAGUCAAUUUUGGGUUUUCAUUUGGUAGCCCAGAGCUUGGAUUACCAGCGCCCGCACCGAUUGCGACUGUCCCUAGAGCUCAGAAUCCACCGCGAACACAGACCGCGCCGAACACAACACCACGACAGUUAAAGGUAUCGCAACCAGAAACGCAAGCCCGGGGGAUUGAGCGCACACCGGGAAGUGCGCGCAACAAGCUCCCAGAAAGGCCCUCGACAUAUGAAAUACCCUCCUCCGACGAUAGAUCUAAACAAACACGAAGUAACAAGAGGAGAAAGAUCAGUCCUACUAAUGGAACAGACGAUACCCCUUCUCGUCGGAACGGUGGGCGAACUGCGAAUGGCGAUUCACCCCCUGUUGAUAACAGUGCAGGUAGCACAAAGUCUCAAACAAGCGACGCCCAUGAACCUCCCAAUACAUAUGCACCUCCUCCGUCAGAAACAAGGAACAAUCAAUCCCCACGGCCUCACAUCUCACCCACUGCGGCGACCUCAGUCGAAGAUCAGUAUCCGAUAGAAGUGGGGACCAAUGGCAUGGAACCAACAACAUCAGCCACUGAAGAGCAAUUAACCCAAGGCACAUCUCCAGUGUCUAGCCCUACGCUACCUGAAGUAGCCGAAGAACCACAAGCAUCGCUUUCAUCACCUGAAGCUCAGGCCGGGGCCAAUCAGUCUGAAAACACAGAGCUACUACACGAGAAACGACAUAACACUCGGUCACCACCACGGCCUGAGGAGCGCAUCCAAAGAAACAAGGAAAAUAAACUGGCUACCUCGCAAACCGCUUCUUCAGUUGCUCAGAAAGAUAAAUCUGCCACAAAAUCCUUAUCACCACGUGGUAGCUCUGCCGAGGCUGUUAAAGAUAGCCAUGCACCGACUACUGAUGAUGGUGUCGAGAUGACUGAGGAUGUUCCGCCAUCCAAAAAACAUGUACCAGAGCAAGACAACCAGGCAUCUCAAGACCCUUCUACGAAGACGAAAAAUCCCCGGGGUCGCCCGCGGCAUCAAUCCACCGCGCAGAACACACCGGAACUGCAGGUGGAAGAUGCUAUUCAAGAACCUACAACCGAGGCGCAAGAUAAGCCCACGGCAGCCCAGGUUGAGGGAGUCCCAAAGACCAAACGGCCUCGUGGGAGACCUUCGCUUAACAAGAAGACCAUUGAAGCUAUCGAGACUGAGAAUGUUUCACCUCGGCCUAUUGCAGAUGUUGCAGAAUCUUCCUCGGGGCCACGCCGGGGUCACAAGCCAACAUCACAAAAGGAUGAUCAGCCGGAAACUGUGGUGGAAUCUGCUGUGUCCAAGCCACAACGUGGUAGACCUGGGAAGAAAGCAAAACACGCAGUGGAGCUUGAACCCGAGACUGAGCCUGUAACAGCAGACCAGGCAGAACCGGAGAUGGAAUCUGCUGUGCCCAAGCCACAACGUGGCAGACCUGCCAAAAAAGCCAAACGCGCAGCAGAAACUGUCCCCGAACCCGAGCCGGAACCUGCAACAACAGACCAGCCAGAGCCAGAACCUGCGGUACCCAAGUCUCGUGGCAGACCCGGGAAAAAGACCAAACACGCAGCCGAACCUGAGCCCGAGCCCGAGCCUAUUACAGAAGACCAGCCGGAACCUGAAUCCGAAUCUGCAGUACCCAAGACCCAACGUGGCAGGCCCGGAAAGAUGGCCAGUCGCGCGAUGGAGCCAGAGCCCGAGCCCGAGCCUGUCACAGAAGACCAGCCGGAACCCGAAGCGGAAUCUGCAGCACCCAAGUCACAGCGCGGCAGACCUGGGAAGAAGCUUAAGCGCGCAGUGGAGCCCGAGCCUGAACACGAGACAGAAUACCAACCUGAGGCUGAGCCUGUACAAGAACAGCCUCGUCGCAAGACUCGAGAGCCUCGUGGAGAAACAGUCCCGGUCACUGUUUACCGUCUCGCCAAUAUCAAUUCUCUGGGUGGUACAGCAUCCACGGCCGACGGAUCUGGAGACGAAGAAUCCGCCGAUGAACUCACCACCCACCAGAAGGCUAAGAUACCCAACCGCGGCGGUGUCAACCCGGCUGAUGUAUUGAGCCAGAUCUGCCGCGAGACUCUGGAGAAGACACUCAAUACACUCAAGGAUGGAAUCGCCAACGAGGCGAACGCUACCCGACGUGCAGAGUGGUCUCGCAAGAGAAAAGCGGUCGAGAUAUUUGGCUCGGAGCUUGAUAGCCGCCUCAUGGACCUAAGCGGGAUGCUCGAUAGCAACUUUGUCCUUGGCGUGCAAUUGAAGAAGACUAAACGGGAGAUGAUGGAUCUACGGAAUCAUCUAUACCGAGUCCGCCGAGAACGGGAGAACAUAGCUUUGCAGAUGGAUGCUGUGCGCAGUAGACACAUCGAAGAGGAGAAGGCCAAAUCGUCACGAUCCACGAUCAGUAAUUCCCUUCACAGCCUUGAAUUGGCCCUCGACCGUAACAAGCAACGUUCUGCUUCUGCGGCGGACUCUUCUACAGAUCUUGAAUAUAUGCUUCGCACCGUUGCCAACGUGAGUUCCCGAGCACCUGGGGCACAAGGCGGUCUCCUGAACCAAAUCCGGGCGUUCAACGCACAGCUCGAGGCUACUGUUGGUCGCCUGGAGCGAUGA
This is a messenger RNA of Penicillium robsamsonii, 2670 nucleotides long. RefSeq lists its product as uncharacterized. The coding region runs from base 1 to 2670 and encodes 889 amino acids. Gene Ontology annotation, molecular function: DNA binding. Lineage: Eukaryota; Fungi; Ascomycota; Eurotiomycetes; Eurotiales; Aspergillaceae. The record is from RefSeq and is a predicted model, not a curated record. The transcript is spliced from 5 exons.